Messenger RNA from Nanorana parkeri, 1872 nucleotides. RefSeq names its product cilia and flagella associated protein 206 (gene CFAP206). Bases 1 to 1872 code for a protein of 623 amino acids. Gene Ontology annotation, cellular component: ciliary basal body; axoneme. The transcript is spliced from 12 exons. The record is from RefSeq and is a predicted model, not a curated record. Lineage: Eukaryota; Metazoa; Chordata; Amphibia; Anura; Dicroglossidae. Gene Ontology annotation, biological process: sperm axoneme assembly; regulation of flagellated sperm motility; regulation of cilium beat frequency.
AUGUCGCAUACUCAGGCUGAAAGUGUAAUAAAAAAUAUUAUACGGGAAAUUGCUCAAGAAUGUGCUGAAAAGGGGCACACGGUAUCUGAAACCAUAGUAGCAUUUGUGGUAAAGGCUAUAGUAUUAGACUCAAGAAAUGGCUUUAAUGUGGACCGAAUUCUCACAAAGAAUGAUGUACAGAAGCUCAUUAAGCUUUGUGUGGACAGAUUGCUUGACACAAGAAGUCCUUCCCUGGAAACAAUAAAGAUGCAAGUGUAUUUUGACAUGAAUUAUACAAGUAGAGGAGAGUUUUUAGAUGAGCACCAUCGUGUCCUGGAAUCUAGACUUGCAUCUGUGAGCAGGGAGAUCACUGACAGCCGAGCUCGUACAUCUGAGGAGUUGGAAAGUCUAUAUCGCAAAAUUGUUAGCUAUGUGCUCCUUAGAUCUGGCCUCGGCUCCCCGACUGAUAUCAAAGUUGUUAGAGAAGCCACAGCUGCUCUUCAGAGCGUCUUUCCACAGACAGAACUGGGAACUUUUUUGUCUUUAGUAAAGAAGGAUAAAGAGCGACAACUGAAGGAACUCACUAUGAUAGUCACUGGCAUCCGUUUGUUUAACAAAAACUGUGGAAAAGGGGGCGAGGGUAUCGAUGAUCUGCCCACUGUUCUAAAGGAGGCAAUACCAGCUACCACAAAGCACAUUGAUUCAGAGCUCCUGUCAUCUCGGGAGAUGAUAUACAAAUACACAGCUAUCUUAGAAGAGAUGCAUGAAAAACAGGCCAAAAACAAUCUUCUCAAUUUAAGCCAGAUGAAAGAAGCACUUUACAAUGCAAGACAGCAUGAGGCCUUUUUAAAUAUUAUUUUGUCAGAUAUCAUCACAUGUGCCCAACAAGUUGAUUUGAUUGAUAAGCAGUACUGGGCACAAAUGGAACAAUUAGGAGAUACAGUCCGGUCAAAGACUGCAGUUCCCACAGCACAGGUCUAUCCACUCUUCAUGUCACUAUCUAACCUGUGGAACAGCUUCCAGGAUGAAAUUGUGCUAUUAAGCGUUCUUAGCAAUAUGAGUUCAAACCUGCAGCCCUUUCUAGGACUCCAUGAAGAGCUUUUCCCUGAUCACUUCAUCCAGCCACUAUUAAUUGAUUUAACAAUAAAAACUGACGAGGAAAGGAAUAAAGAAAGUGAAGGGACUCAUAUAAAGCCAUCAGAUUUUCCAACACAGGAGUGGUAUUUCCCAGAAAACACAGCUAAUUAUGAACGCCUCCCAAUUCAGUACCGUGGAUUUUGCGGGUAUACUGUUGCUACAAAAGAUGGCCUCUUGUUACCAGGAAGCUCAAACAUUGGCAUUUUGAAGCACAGAGAAAAGUAUUAUAUUUUCAGCUCCAAGGAAGCUUCCUCCAUGUUUGCCCAAGAUCCUGAUCAUUAUAUCAGUUUGAUUGGAGAGAAAGCAAAACAGUCUGCAGAGCUCAUACAGUUAUUAGAGCUGCAUCAGCAGUUUGCAUCCAUCACCCCCUAUGCCCAGGCUCAAGCUACUGAAAAACUAUUGAUGAAACCGAUCACCAAAUGUAACAGCGGCACGCAAACUGAUACACACUUCAUGGAGACCAACAUUGUCAGAUCAUAUGAGUGGAAUGAAUGGGAGCUGCGCAGGAAAGCAAUUAAACUGACCAAUUUGCGACAGAAAGUGACACAUUCCAUGCAGACUCAUGGUAGCCACAUGAGAAGAGAGAACUUUACGCAGGUGUAUCUUCCAAAGCAAGUGGGCACGCAGACAAAACAGGACAAUUCGAGCAACGUCCCGAAGCCACAGGUUUUUGUAGCUGGACUUCGUGGAUGUGGUAUAUCAAAGCCGACAAACAUGGUUAGAGUAAAUCUAACCAGAGAUGUAGAGGAAUCCUAG